CUUGAUGUAUUUUCAGAGGUGGUCCCCUACACUCCUCGAGUCUCGGACAUGAACAUGGCAGGAAAAGUCACCGUUACUACUUUUGCUUUAGAGUCACCCAAGUGUGUCUUUGACUCAUUCAUCAAUGCCUCGGACACCAUCUGGUUGGUAAUCACCUUCGCUAAUGCUGAAAUCUGGAAAACAAUAGACACGUGGCCUGGACGACGUAGUGGAGACAUGAUUGUCAUCACUGUCAUUCUCUCUGCUCUCUGUGGAGUUGUCACCGUUGGCUUCUUGAGCACCGUCUGUUACGAAUGGCACAUGGCCCGUACAGCACCUGCACGAUGCUCCGUGGAGCAGCUGAAGCAUCGUGGAGUGUCACAGAGGCGCUUGAAUGCAUGCACACGCUGCGUGCGUCCAUGA
Messenger RNA from Thamnophis sirtalis, 402 nucleotides. NCBI's taxonomy places the organism in Eukaryota, Metazoa, Chordata, Lepidosauria, Squamata, Natricidae. The record is from RefSeq and is a predicted model, not a curated record.